AUGUUCGGCACACUGCUAACCCCCACAAAGGACGUAGACGUGUCUGUUAUGACAAACAAAAAAACACCGGUAGCACUUGAUGACGAGUUCAGACAAUUAGUUCUGCAGGAUGAGUAUCAGGUUCCGGACCCAGAUGACUUGAGAGAUAUCAAUGGCACUUCGGUUUUAUACAGAGGUGGUGAGUUUGGUGGCAUUGACACUUUUGCACACCUUCCUUACGCCAACUGUUAUAAUCCAGACUUGUUUGAAGAAGAGACCUUUGAUAUUGCCAUUGUAGGUGCACCUUUUGACUCUGGUGUCUCUUAUAGACCAGGUGCUAGAUUUGGACCAAGUGGUAUCAGAUUGGGUGCCAGAAGAUUAGCCCCAGCGUACUCUGUUUACAGACGGAAUUUCAACCCAUACAAAAAAUGGGCCAAGAUUGUGGAUUGUGGUGACCCCCCGGUGACCCCUCUUGACAAUAGAAUUGCUCUAGACCAAAUUUAUAGAGCAGAAAGAGCUAUUGGUAAGCACACCACAACUAAGGCAAACCCUUCUAAGUUCCCAAAGGUGUUCACUCUUGGCGGUGACCAUACCAUUACGCUACCUGCAAUCAAGGCAGCCUAUGAGAAGUACGGUAAGAUCACAGUUAUCCACUUUGAUUCUCACUUGGACACGUGGGACCCCUACUACUUCGGCGGUAACGUCACAGACUAUCAAUCCUUAAACCAUGGUACCUACUUGCACUAUGCACAUGAACAAGGUUAUUUAAAUGACAAUUCCAUACACGCUGCUAUUAGAGGCCCAUAUCCAGGUCCAAGGGAUGUUCAACACGACAAUGAUUGCGGUUUUGACAGAGUAUUGGCAAGAGAUAUCGACAAAAUCGGCAUUGACGGUGUUAUUAACAGAAUCAAGGAAAGAAUUGGCAGCAACACCGAUCCAGUUUAUAUUACAGUUGAUGUCGAUUCCAUGGAUCCAGCCUUCACUCCUGCUACAGGUACUGUUGAGCCUGGUGGAUGGUCCUCCAGAGAACUUCUUUCAGUUCUUGACGGUUUAGAAGGUUUGAACGUUGUCGGAGGUGACGUCGUAGAAGUUUCUCCUCCAUUUGAUACUGCAGAAAUCACAUCACUAGUUGCUGCACAAGUUGCAGACUCGAUUAUAUCUUUAAUGGUCAUUAAAGGUGAAGAGACCGAUUAA
This is a messenger RNA of Pichia membranifaciens NRRL Y-2026, 1173 nucleotides long. RefSeq lists its product as hypothetical. The record is from RefSeq and is a predicted model, not a curated record. Bases 1 to 1173 code for a protein of 390 amino acids. The transcript has a single exon. Gene Ontology annotation, molecular function: metal ion binding; agmatinase activity. NCBI's taxonomy places the organism in Eukaryota, Fungi, Ascomycota, Pichiomycetes, Pichiales, Pichiaceae.